Molecule: messenger RNA, 2745 nt
Organism: Candida tropicalis MYA-3404
Lineage: Eukaryota; Fungi; Ascomycota; Pichiomycetes; Serinales; Debaryomycetaceae
Exons: 1
Coding region: 1-2745 (914 amino acids)
Source: RefSeq, a predicted model, not a curated record
AUGACUAGUGCGGGACAAGCGGCGGCUGCUGCUUUGAAGAUGCACUCUACCCCAGUUAAACAACAACAACAGCAACAGCAACAACAACGACCUAACAGUCAAAGAUAUUAUACAGCUAGAUCAAACUCAAUGACCACUGGUAGAUCCAAUUCAUUGAGACUGUACACUUAUAAUCCCAAACCGUCAUACAAUGUGGGUAAUGGUAGUGGUAGAAGCUACAGUUUGUCAUCGCGACACAGCUAUAAUGGUCGUCCAGGGGUUACAUCACCAUUACAACAUGAGUAUAUACACGAAGAGGGUGGUGAUUUGGAAGAAGAAGAGGAAGUUGUUACAACCAAAACCACCAGGGUGGUUGACUCCAGUGGAAGAACCACCUCAAUUACUACUAAAACAAUUAGAACAUUGCCAGAUGGAUCCAACAUUAUUGAAACAACCACUAAGAAUAUCUCCCGUCCUACUUCUAGAUUGAAUAGUAUGUCGUCUUCUGGUAAUGCUAAUCGUGGUCCGGUUGCAGCAGAUGUCAAUUUGGGAAUGAUUGAGGAAUUUGAAAACUUUGAUUAUUCCAGAUCAGAACUUGAUGCUGAAUUAGAUGGUGCUGAGAAGUUGAAAUUAAACACAGGGGAUUUGCUGACAUCUCCAAAACAACAAUUAGGAGCUGCAUUCUCGCCAGCACAAAACUAUGAAAGAACAACGUCAUUGAAUAGUGUCGGCAAGCCAAGAUCUAUAUUGAAGAACUCUGCUGGUUCAAUAAGACUGUCACAUGUGGAGCCAUUUGUUGCCAAUGGAACCCACCAUGAAUCACCACCAUCAUCUAUCAGAUUCAAUCCAACUGUGCAAACAAGGCAGUACAGCCCAAAGGAGUCACGGGUGAAGGUUAAGAAGGAAAAAUUAACCGAUGAAGAACUUUAUGCUGCUGCAUAUAAAGCUGCCAACAAGAAAGUUUUUGGUGAUGGCGCAGAAGUAGUUCAGCCCCCACCGCCAGUUGCUCAGCCAUCUUCACCGGAAUCAGCAAAGAAAUCCAAAUACAAGUUCAUUCCACUUUCUCCACGAGAACCACCACAGCCAACAGUUGUAUCUCCUAAAGUUGAACAGAAACCAGUUGUUGUUCCAGAAGCUCCUAGGUCUCCUAAUUAUAUCUUGACCAUGAGAGAUCAACCGCAGCGUGCAUCGAGCCGAAGAGAACGUUUGAAGGAAGAGAAACGGUUGGCAAAAGCUAGAGCUAAAGAAGAAGAGGAAGAGGAAAAGCGUCGAUUGAAGGAAGAGGCUGAGGAGGACAAGAGAAGGGCUAAAGAGGAAGCUGAGGAAGACAAGAGAAGAGCUAAAGAGGAAGCUGAUGAGGACAAGAGAAGAGCUAAAGACGAAAAGAGGAAACAAAAGGAGGAUGCUAAAUUGGCUAAAGAACAAGAAAAAGGAAACAAGAAACGCAAGUUUUUGGAUAAGUUCAUCGCUAGAAGAAGAAGUUCUGCAAGCUCACAUUCUGUUAUAACGGGUGAAGCACCUGUUGCAAAUGGUGUCGCAGAGGCUCCUGUUGUUGCUGCUGCUACUUCUACUGCUCCUGCUACUGUUGUUGCUGCUACUGCUACUGCUACUGCUCCUGUUGCUGCUGCUGCUGCUGCUGCUACUGUUCCUACUGCUCCUGUUGCUGCUGCUACAGCUCAAGUCCCAGCUCAAGUCCCAGCUCAAGUCCCAGCUCAAGUCCCAGCUCAAGUCCCAGCUCAAGUCCCAGCUCAAGUCCCAGCAACCAAUUCCAGUCUGAAUUAUGAUGCAGUCCCAGCUGCAACUAUUCCAGAUACUACUACAUCUAUUCAAGUUGCUAAUGGCAACACAGUUAAAGAUGCUGUCGUUGAACCUCCACUGAAACCUGAAGUGCAACCAGAAACUAUUCCUGAAACUAUUCCAGAGCCAAUCAUUGAACCGCCAACUGGUGAAGUUGAUCCAAUCGUUUCUCAAGAACCAGUAGAGGAAAUACCCAAACCAAACAUAAAUGAUGGUGAACACGAUCAUACAGAGGGGUCAAAAACCAUAAUAGGUCAUGGGAAAUUUUAUUAUCCGAAGGAUCCUGAAGGUGUUGUUCCUGAUCAUUCUAAAACACCGGUAGCUCAUCAAGUUGCUAAAGAGUCCGUACAGGAUACGACCGGACCCGUUGAAGCCGCUAAUCAACAUACAAGCAAUGGCAAUUCUGAUACAGCUGGAAUUCUGACUGAUUCGCAUAUUUAUUAUUCUGCAUCUGAUUUGAAUGUCAACAGACCAAAUGGUACUAGUUCCCCUCUGGAUGUGGUUAAAGUGUCCGUUCCUAAAUUGCAAUCAACUACUUCUUCCCAGACCAACCUUGAUAGUAUUGAACCAACCCAUCAUGUUCCAGUGCCUCAUUUACAGCUGCUCGAUGAUAAUACCGUAGAUGUGGAGUUGGAUAAUGUGGAGGACGACGAUGACGAAUCUGCCGUUGCGGUUGAUGUCAUUGAUGAUUACAGGUCUACCAGUGAUGAACCAAUUGUUGAAGCUCCUAUAGAAGCACAUACAGAACCGAUACGUCAGGAACUCCCACCACCAAACGUCCUGUCCACAUCAGUAGGAAACACCCCACAAAUCACUGCUGUUCCAGUGAUGAAACCCACAGUUGAUGCUCAAAUUCCGGAACCCGAAGUACCUCCAGCUGAAUCUACAGAACCGGUAGAAGAAUUGGUUGUAGAGAAAAAGGCAAAGGAAACAAAGAGGCAACGUUUUCUUAAAUUCUUUGUUUUGUAA